GUACGGUCUUAAUUCUCUCUUUCUCUCUCUCUCGUCAAAAAGUUGAAAGAGAAAAUGGAGGAGACGCGGAAGAAAGAAGGCGAGAGGGAAAGAGAUACGGCGGUAGCGAAGGAAAUGACGACGCAGAUGAUAAUCUCCGGAGAAGACGCUAACGAGGACGAGUAUACCCCUGACGAAAUCAUGCAGCUCGUUGAGUCUUCUUCACCGACGACGACGAACAUUGACGGAGCUAACUUUUCCGGUGAGGAGCGUUUCAGAGUGAGGUUUAUCGACGAUCCGUACGCCGUUCCGGUGGUUGUUCAGUCAUCUACGGGUUACGUCACGAUCAACGUCAACGGGGAAAGCUGUGGUCCGUCGUUUUCGGACAGCAACGCUUCCGCUAUGGCUAGCGUCGACGCGAGCGGUCUGUUCGGUUGCUGCCUUGGUUUGAACGGCGCGUGGAGUACAAACGAGGUAAUAGCGAAUGAGAAUGAGUGUGAGUGGGACGACGAAUUGCUGGCGAGGUUUCUAGGUGAAGACAGUGUUUGACCAAUGUGUCGUCUUGCGGAGAAAGCUUUUAAGUGCUUGGGGGGUAUUUUGGUCAAUGCGAUGGACUGUCAUUAAGUGAAAAUUGGUUUACAUUACAGUUACAUGUUGUUAAUAGGGACCUACAAAAUGGAAAAUCAGUUAAUGGUAGUAAAACUAGACUAGUUAGCAUCUACGUAGUUUAUUGUCACCAUUUUGGUAAAUCAUGUCACAUGGUGGUGGUACUAAUGAGUAAUGAGUAAUAUCUUUAGGCCUAGGGAGCUAUUUUGUAAAUUUCAAUAGUAUUAAAUGCACCCAUGAAAUUAUGUACAAAUAAAUGCUUUAUUUACAAAUGAACUAGAUUUUGACCCAA
Eruca vesicaria subsp. sativa (arugula) is the source of this 877-nucleotide messenger RNA. Lineage: Eukaryota; Viridiplantae; Streptophyta; Magnoliopsida; Brassicales; Brassicaceae. The record is from the annotation of a GenBank genome assembly.